This is a messenger RNA of Rhagoletis pomonella (apple maggot), 1788 nucleotides long. RefSeq names its product DNA-directed RNA polymerase I subunit RPA2-like. The coding region runs from base 1 to 1308 and encodes 435 amino acids. NCBI's taxonomy places the organism in Eukaryota, Metazoa, Arthropoda, Insecta, Diptera, Tephritidae. Gene Ontology annotation, biological process: DNA-templated transcription. Gene Ontology annotation, molecular function: ribonucleoside binding; DNA-directed RNA polymerase activity; DNA binding. Gene Ontology annotation, cellular component: RNA polymerase I complex. The transcript has 2 exons. The record is from RefSeq and is a predicted model, not a curated record.
AUGGGCACACCAUGCCUUAACUGGCCAAAGCAAGCUGCCAAUAAAUUGUACCGUUUACAAACCCCAACAACACCGCUUUUUAGACCUGUACAUCAUGAUAACGUCAGGCUUGAUGACUUCGCUAUGGGAACAAAUGCUAUAGUGGCAGUGAUUUCAUACACAGGUUAUGAUAUGGAGGAUGCCAUGAUUAUCAACAAGUGUGCAUAUGAGCGUGGCUUUGCUUAUGGUAGCAUUUAUAAAUCAAAAUUUAUCGAAUUAGAUGGGGCUAGUUUUUUCGCCCGUAGUCCACAUUUGCCCGACCUAAAUAAGAUCUUGGACAAUGAUGGUUUGCCUCACGCUGGCACAAAAUUAUGGCAUGGUUGUCCUUUCUACUGCUACUUCGAUGUGGAUACUUCAACCUAUAAAGUUGUAAAAUUAGACGAAAAAGAAGACUGCGUUGUAGAUAGUGUACGUUAUUGCGGUAACUUUAAGGCAAACGCGCGUCGAAUGGUAUGUGUGACUCUGCGCAUACCUCGACCGCCUACAAUUGGCGACAAAUUUGCAUCUCGUGCCGGACAAAAAGGCAUUUGUUCGCAGCGUUAUCCGGCUGAAGACUUGCCUUUCAGCGAAACGGGGCUAAUACCGGAUAUUGUUUUCAACCCACAUGGUUUCCCCUCUCGAAUGACAAUCGCUAUGAUGAUCGAAACCAUGGCGGGCAAAAGCGCUGCCUUACACGGACUCGUACACGACGCAACGCCAUUUCGCUUCUCAGAAAAACAUACCGCGAUCGAUUAUUUCGGUCGCCUACUAGAAGCCGGUGGAUAUAAUUAUUACGGCACAGAACGUCUUUAUUCCGGUGUAGAUGGACGUGAAAUGUCAGCAGACAUAUUCUUUGGUGUAGUUCAUUAUCAAAGACUUCGUCACAUGGUGUUCGAUAAGUGGCAAGUGAGAUCCACAGGUCCAGUUGAUGCUAUUACGCAACAGCCCAUAAAGGGUCGCAAGCGCGGUGGUGGUGUCCGUUUCGGAGAGAUGGAGCGUGAUGCUUUGAUCUCACAUGGUGCCGCCUUUCUUCUGCAAGAUCGUCUUUUUCAUAACUCUGAUAAGACACACACACUGGUGUGCAGCAAGUGUGGCAGUAUACUGGCGCCCCUGAAGAAGAUCAUUAUGCGCUCAGAGACUGGCAAAUUACAAUCGAUGCCAGACACUUGUCGGCUGUGUGGGGAUGGCACCGCUGUGGGGUACAUUGAAAUACCAUUCUCAUUUAAAUACUUAGUAAGUGAAUUAAGUUCAGUAAACAUAAAUGCGAGAUUAAAGUUAAUGAAUAUUUAAAAAGUAAAAAAAAAAAACUCCAUGAUUUCUUUUACUUUCAACUAGCGAAACUACGGAAGCUUUUGAUCCAAUCGAGUGCAUUUAAUCAAACGCGAACGCAAAUUUUCCACCACGACGUGUAUAAUUUGCACAUUGGAAUUGCGUUGAUGAAUGCAAGCAGGAAAGCCACCCCAUAUGUACUCAUGGGCACCAUAUAGUCAAAGGGCAUCUGACGAAACGUGUAGUCAGGAAAACUAAAUAUACUGCAACACCAUUCUACGGGUGCUUUUACACUGCGGCGUUAAUUUAAUUUGAAGGUUGUGGCAGUUGAAGUGCAGCAGUGUUUUAUAGAGAAUAAAAUUUCAACGAGGUGAUGGCAAUGGAAUAAAAGACAGUAAAAUCUUCAUACAUGUACAUAUGUACAUAUGUUCUUGUUUAAAUGCCCUGUUAAUGAUAUAUGUUUCACAUAAUGCAGACUGAAUAAAAUGCACUUCAACGUUA